AGCACCCGGAGGCCGCGGAAGAGCAGCGGCCGAGGCGGCCGGGACCGGGACCCGCCCCCGCGGCCUGCGGGGCGAGGCGGGGCCGGGCCAGGCGGUGGGAGGCAAAGGCCGGGAGGGAGCCGCGGGAGCAGCGGGGUCGGAUCGCCGCGGGACGGGCGAGGUCGUCUGUGAGAAGUGGAGAAAUGGCUAAAUCGACCCAAUUAAUUGACAAUGAAGUCUUCCGGGCUUAUGCCACUUACACAGCUAUUGUUCUUCUGAAAAUGAUGCUGAUGAGUCUUGUAACAGCAUACUACAGGAUCACAAGAAAGGCAUUUGUGAACCCAGAAGAUACAGCAUCGUUUGGAAAAGGUGACAGUGCCAAGAAAUACCUGAGGACUGAUCCAGAUGUCGAACGUGUACGCAGAGGCCACUUGAACGACCUUGAAAAUAUUGUCCCAUUUGUUGGCAUUGGACUACUGUAUGCCCUUAGUGGCCCUGAGCUGUCCACAGCCUUGCUGCACUUCAGGAUCUUUGCUGGGGCGAGGAUCCUUCACACUUUUGCAUACUUGAUCCCUCUUCCCCAGCCUGGCAGAGGUUUGUCUUGGGCAGUUGGCUAUGCAGUGACCUUCUCGAUGGCAUACAAAGUGCUGAAGACAGUGUUGCUCCUGUAGCAGAGCCUUGGCUUCUGUGUACCAUUCGACAUUCCACACAAAGUUUCCAGCAGUGUAUGGUUCCAGCAGUGAGUAAGCCAAUAUGAGUCUUCUGUGGUGACUGGAAUUCUUUUCUAUAAAAGAGCCUUUUCAUUCCUGUUCAGAAAUGUUUCUUUUUGGAGGAAAAAGAAUAUUUCUCCCUGUAUUCCCUGUUCAUGCCUUGCAUUGCCGAAUGCUAGAUUGGAUGUUCCCCUUGCAAUUUGUCAAGUGCUUACAAUUCUAAACAUGUGAUGAUGCUGUAUUGAUAGAAUGUGUGAUAAUUUUCUACAGAUGCACUAUUUUUGGCUGUAGCUCUGAAGUCUAAAUCAAUAAAGACAAGGUUUAAAAAAAGGCUGUUUGUAUUUUCAUUUUCAUUUUGACUCUUCUCACUGCAGCCAGCAAAUAACAUGUCACUGUGUAUCAGGAAGAGAUUCCAAUCAUACAGUUCUUUGAAGAAUGCUUACCUUAAUAAUAAGAUAAAACCAGUAACGCUAGGCUUGUUAUAAAAAGUCUUUGAUGAAAAUGUUGUUUGUAUAAUCCACUUUGGGAUUAAAAAACCUAAACCGUUGCAGCUCCAUUUCUUUCAAUUGAAUAGAUUUUAAAGAAAGGAAAUAUUGGGCUAAAUUCUCUUUGGACAUGCUAGUAAAAAUUUGAAGUAAUAAUUUUUGUUGAAAUUACUGCAAACUUAGUUUUCCUGACUGGAUAAAGUGUAGACCCUUUAUAGAAGUUUGUUUUUGUUUUUGAAUAAAUUCACCAUAAAAUGAGUGACACUUGCAAGUGUGGAUAUCAAGUAAUUCAGAUGUGCAUAUGUAAUU
Messenger RNA from Myiozetetes cayanensis, 1483 nucleotides. RefSeq names its product microsomal glutathione S-transferase 1 (gene MGST1). The record is from RefSeq and is a predicted model, not a curated record. Gene Ontology annotation, molecular function: glutathione transferase activity. Gene Ontology annotation, cellular component: mitochondrion; membrane. The transcript is spliced from 4 exons. NCBI's taxonomy places the organism in Eukaryota, Metazoa, Chordata, Aves, Passeriformes, Tyrannidae. Bases 183 to 650 code for a protein of 155 amino acids.